GGUGCGCUCGUGCGAGCGACGGGCGGGUUUGGUUGCGCAGUCCUCCGGCGCCUGUGAGAGGGAGCCGGGCGGCUCGUCCCCCGCCCUCCCGGUUGGCGAGACUGUGGCGGCGGCUGAGGGGGCGGAAACGACGGUUAAGGCAGGAGCCGGCGCGGGAGGAGAUGGUGCGUCCCUCGGAGGCGGUGGCCUUUACCGCCGCUCCGGCUGCCGCUGCCUCCCCGUCCUUGCCUUUGGUGUGAAGAGGACGCCCGAGACCCGGCAGAGAUGAGACAUCAUUUAGCAAGAGAAAGUGAAAGUUGAUUGAACCAUGGCUCAGUUUCCAACACCUUUUGGGGGCAACCUGGACAUAUGGGCUGUAACUGUGGAUGAGAGAGCUAAGCAUGAUCAACAGUUCCACAGUUUGAAACCAGUAUCUGGAUUUAUCACUGGGGAUCAAGCCAGGAACUUUUUUUUCCAGUCUGGGUUACCUCAACCAGUUUUAGCACAGAUAUGGGCUCUUGCAGAUAUGAACAAUGAUGGAAGGAUGGAUCAGCUGGAGUUUUCUAUAGCUAUGAAGCUUAUCAAACUAAAACUGCAAGGUUAUCAGCUCCCUUCUGUAUUACCUCCUAUUAUGAAACAGCCUCCCCUUGCAAUUUCUAAUGCAUCUGGAUUUGGGAUUGGUGGUCUUCCCAGUAUGCCACCUCUAACAGCUGUUGCUCCUGUGCCAAUGGCGUCCAUUCCCAUAGUUGGAAUGUCUCCACCUUUAGUAUCUUCUGUUCCUACAGCAGCUGUCCCCCCUCUUGCCAAUGGAGCACCUGCUGUUAUCCAGCCUCUGCCCACUUUUGGUCAUCCUGCCACAUUGCCAAAGAGUUCUUCCUUCAGUAGAUCUGGGGCAGGGUCUCAGUUAAAUGCAAAAUUGCAAAAGGCACAAUCUUUGGAUGUUGCUGGGACAUCUCCUGCAGCAGAAUGGGCUGUUCCACAGUCAUCAAGAUUAAAAUAUAGGCAGCUGUUCAAUAGUCAUGAUAAAACCAUGAGUGGACACUUAACAGGUCCACAAGCGAGAACUAUCCUUAUGCAAUCAAGCUUACCACAAACCCAGCUGGCUACAAUUUGGAAUCUUUCAGACAUUGACCAGGAUGGAAAAUUGACAGCAGAAGAGUUCAUUUUGGCUAUGCACUUAAUCGACAUGGCUAUGUCAGGCCAGCCACUGCCACCCGUGUUGUCUCCUGAAUAUAUUCCUCCCUCAUUUAGAAGGGCUCGUUCUGGCAGUGGUGUGUCUGUCACAAGUUCAGUGUCAGUGGACCAAAGGUUACCAGAAGAACCAGUAUUAGAAGAAGAACAGCAACAGCUGGAAAAGAAAUUGCCUGUUACAUUUGAAGAUAAAAAACGUGAGAACUUUGAACGGGGCAAUCUGGAACUUGAAAAGAGAAGGCAAGCCCUUUUGGAGCAGCAGAGAAAAGAGCAAGAGCGCCUGGCCCAGUUAGAAAGGGCAGAGCAGGAGAGGAAAGAACGGGAACGACAAGAACAGGAACGGAAAAGACAGCUGGAGUUAGAGAAACAGCUAGAAAAACAACGUGAGUUGGAACGACAAAGGGAAGAAGAAAGGAGGAAAGAAAUAGAAAGACGCGAGGCUGCAAAGAGGGAACUUGAGAGGCAAAGACAACUUGAGUGGGAACGCAAUCGACGGCAAGAGCUCCUGAAUCAAAGGAACAAAGAACAAGAGGAUAUAGUUGUUCUGAAAGCCAAGAAGAAAACUUUAGAAUUUGAAUUGGAAGCUCUAAAUGAUAAAAAGCAUCAGUUGGAAGGUAAACUGCAGGAUAUCAGAUGCCGACUGUCUACCCAAAGACAAGAAAUUGAGAGCACAAACAAAUCUAGAGAACUAAGAAUAGCAGAAAUUACACAUUUGCAACAGCAGCUACAAGAAUCUCAGCAGCUACUUGGAAGGCUAAUUCCAGAAAAACAGUUACUUAAUGAUAAUUUAAAACAGGUUCAACAAAAUAGUUUGCACAGAGAUUCGCUUCUCACAGUCAAAAGAGCCUUAGAAGUGAAGGAAUUAGCCCGCCAGCAGCUUCGUGACCAGUUAGAUGAAGUAGAGAAAGAAACCAGAUCAAAACUUCAAGAGAUUGAUAUUUUCAAUAAUCAGCUAAAGGAGCUGAGGGAGAUACAUAAUAAGCAGCAGCUGCAGAAGCAGAAAAGCAUAGAAGCUGACAAGCUAAAACAAAAGGAGCAAGAGAAGAAGACAGAAAUGGAAAAACAAAAAGAUAGUCAGAGAAGAAUCCAAGAACGGGAGAGACAGUGGCUUGAUAGAAUUCAGCAGGAAGAAGAACAUCAGAGGCCAAGAAAAUUUCAAGACGAAGAAAAGCAAAAAUGGGAAGAAUUAAGCAAGAAAAAAGAAUAUGAUGACAAGAACAAACUGGAAGUACAAGAAAAGUUGAAUAAGCUUUUUCAUCAACAUAAAGAUCCAGCAAAGCUGGCUAUCCAAGCUCCUUGGUCAACUGCAGAAAAGGGUCCACUGACAAUUUCUGCUCAGGAAGAUGUAAAAAUAGUAUAUUAUCGAGCACUAUAUCCUUUUGAAUCCCGAAGCCAUGAUGAAAUCACUAUCCUGCCAGGAGACAUCAUAAUGGUGGAUGAAAGCCAAACCGGAGAACCUGGAUGGCUUGGGGGUGAACUGAAAGGGAAAACUGGAUGGUUUCCUGCAAACUAUGCAGAAAGAAUUUCUGAAAGUGAAACUUCAAAUUCUGUAAAGCCAGUUAUUGACUCUACAGUUGCCCCUAAAGUUUCAGUGCGUGAAACCCCAACAACACCUGUGGCACCACCUCUCCCUGCAGACUCAAGUACUACUGCCAACAACUGGGCAGACUUCAGUUCAACAUGGCCAGCAAGUACUAGUGAUAAGCAAGAGACAGAUAACUGGGAUGCCUGGGCAGCCCAGCCUUCCCUUACUGUACCAAGUGCAGGACAGCUGAGGCAGAGAUCUGCCUUCACCCCCGCCACUGUCACUGGAUCUUCUCCUUCUCCAGUUUUGGGUCAGGGUGAAAAAGUGGAGGGACUUCAAGCUCAAGCCCUGUAUCCUUGGAGAGCCAAGAAGGACAACCAUCUUAAUUUUAACAAGAAUGAUAUAAUCACGGUAUUAGAGCAGCAAGAUAUGUGGUGGUUUGGAGAGGUUCAAAAUCAAAAGGGAUGGUUUCCUAAAUCAUAUGUGAAGCUUAUUUCAGGUCCUAUAAGGAAAUCAACAAGCAUGGAUUCUGGCUCUUCAGAAAGCCCUGCGAAUCUGAAGAGAGCAUCACCAGUUACAAAAUCUGCUGUAUCAGGAGAAGAUUAUAUUGCCAUGUACACGUAUGAGAGCUCAGAACAAGGCGACUUAACUUUUCAACAAGGGGAUUUAAUUCUCGUGACUAAGAAGGAUGGAGACUGGUGGACAGGAACACUGGGUGAAAAAUCAGGAGUGUUUCCCUCUAACUAUGUCAGACUGAAAGAUUCUGAGGUGCCUGGAACUGCUGGAAAAACAGGAAGUUUAGGCAAGAAACCUGAAAUUGCUCAGGUUAUUGCCUCGUACACGGCAACUGGUCCUGAACAGCUUACACUUGCCCCUGGUCAGCUGAUUCUUAUCAGAAAGAAGAAUCCUGGUGGAUGGUGGGAAGGAGAGCUUCAAGCUCGAGGGAAAAAAAGGCAGAUAGGUUGGUUUCCUGCUAAUUAUGUGAAACUCUUAAGUCCUGGUACUAGUAAAACAACACCAACUGAGCCACCUAAAUCAACAGCAUUACCUUCAGUGUGCCAAGUAAUUGGCAUGUAUGACUACAUUGCACAGAAUGAUGAUGAACUGGCAUUCAACAAAGGCCAGAUCAUUAACGUCCUUAAUAAGGAAGACCCUGACUGGUGGAAAGGAGAAGUGAAUGGGCAAGUGGGUCUCUUCCCAUCCAACUAUGUGAAACUGACAACAGAUAUGGACCCAAGCCAGCAAUGGUGUGCUGAUUUGCAUCUCCUGGACAUGUUGACUCCUACUGAAAGGAAACGGCAGGGAUAUAUCCAUGAACUACUUGUAACAGAAGAAAACUAUGUGAAUGACCUACAGUUAGUAACAGAGAUUUUCCAGAAACCACUGAUGGAUUCAGAGCUGUUGACAGAAAAGGAAGGUGCUAUGAUUUUUGUAAAUUGGAAAGAGCUAAUUAUGUGCAAUAUUAAACUACUGAAGGCACUGCGUGUUCGUAAGAAAAUGUCUGGAGAAAGGAUGCCAGUAAAAAUGAUAGGAGAUAUCCUGACAGCACAGCUUCCACACAUGCAGCCUUACAUUAGAUUCUGUAGCUGUCAGCUUAAUGGGGCAGCCCUUAUCCAGCAGAAAACAGAUGAAGUUCCCGAGUUCAAGGAAUUUGUUAAAAGAUUAGCUAUGGACCUUCGCUGCAAAGGGAUGCCCUUGUCAAGCUUUCUGCUAAAGCCUAUGCAACGAGUAACACGAUAUCCUUUAAUAAUUAAAAAUAUAUUAGAAAAUACUCCUGAAAACCACCCAGAUCACAGCCAUUUGAAGCAUGCUUUGGAGAAAGCAGAGGAACUUUGUUCUCAGGUCAAUGAAGGCGUACGUGAGAAGGAGAAUUCAGACAGACUUGAAUGGAUCCAGGCUCAUGUUCAGUGUGAAGGAUUAUCUGAGCAACUUGUUUUUAAUUCUGUUACAAACUGUUUGGGGCCACGCAAAUUUCUACACAGUGGUAAACUCUAUAAGGCCAAGAGCAACAAGGAACUGUAUGGCUUUCUGUUCAACGACUUCCUGCUGCUGACACAGAUAAUAAAACCUCUUGGUUCAUCUGGCACAGAUAAGGUUUUUAGCCCCAAGUCAAAUCUGCAGUAUAAAAUGUACAAAACUCCCAUAUUUUUGAAUGAGGUCUUGGUUAAACUACCCACAGAUCCCUCUGGAGAUGAACCUAUCUUUCAUAUCUCACACAUUGAUCGAGUCUACACACUCCGUGCGGAAAGUAUAAAUGAAAGGACGGCUUGGGUUCAGAAAAUCAAAGCAGCUUCGGAACUGUACAUAGAAACAGAGAAGAAGAAAAGAGAAAAGGCAUAUUUAGUCCGAUCUCAGAGGGCAACUGGUAUUGGAAGGCUAAUGGUUAACAUUGUUGAAGGUAUUGAACUGAAGCCAUGCAGAUCCCAUGGAAAAAGUAACCCGUAUUGUGAGGUGACGAUGGGCUCUCAAUGUCACAUCACCAAGACUAUACAAGACACCCUCAACCCUAAGUGGAAUUCUAACUGCCAGUUCUUUAUCAAAGAUUUAGAACAGGAUGUCCUCUGUAUAACGGUGUUUGAGAGGGAUCAGUUCUCCCCAGAUGACUUCUUGGGACGAACAGAAAUCCGGGUAGCAGAUAUUAAGAAAGAUCAGGGCUCAAAGGGACCAGUUACAAAAUGUCUCCUCCUGCAUGAAGUUCCAACAGGAGAGAUAGUUGUCCGGCUGGAUUUGCAGCUGUUUGAUGAACCUUGAAAAGGAGAUUUUCCGUUAAAACUGCAGUCAUUGCAAUAGGUGUUUACAGAAUCUGUCUAGGAAUUCUUAUACAUUUUAUAUGAGACAAACACUGGUCAAAAAGAUUAUAAAAACCACAAUGGUAAGAAUACUCUUUGUAUCUUGGUAAUCCUUGAAGAAAACCUAAUUUCUACUUUAUGAGGAAAAUGUUAAGUUCUAUUUUUGUUUUCUUUUUCUGUGGACUUUUUUGCUGUAGUUUUCAGGAUGUAACAGUCUGACCCGGACAUGUAAAAUAAAACACACCUCCUUUUGGUUACUGCAGUAUGCAGGUUUUUGAAAGCUCUCUGUAAAUUUCCCCUAGAAAUGUUGUGCCUAUUGCCCCACAGAGUGGUGUAUAAAUGUGUAUAUAUUUAUACAGAAAAUACAUAUAACAUAAAUUCUUGCCAUGUAAGAUAUUGGGAUUUCUUUUAGGGAGUUUGUGACAAAUAUUUGAAUUUUUGUUUUUUUUAAGAAAUGAAAACUUGUCUCAAGAAGGAUAGUAUAAUGAUACUAAGUUUAAAUGACUGGUGUCCAGUGUGUGAUGCUUUCACAAGCUGAACUGAAGAUUUCGGUUGCAAAGAAACAAAUGCUUUGUGAAUUAAAGUCUGAGUUACUGGUCCAAGACACUUUAUCCUGUUUGGUUACCGAAGCUCCCUUUGAUUUUGAAUGGAACUGAUGCUUUUUGCUUGUCACCUGCAUCAGAAUAUUUUUCACCCCAACUGAUUAGUCAGCAUCGUCACAUCAGUUCUUUUUGCAGUUGUUUCCAGUGGGUAUGUAAAUGACUGUUACUGAAAUUAACAAAAAAUGACUGAGUCCUGCUGUGUGUUGUACUGUACCACUAACAUUAAACUACUGCUGGAUUAUGAAAAAGCUGGAAAGGAAGUGAUUCCUCUGGCUCAUUUGCUAUGCAGGCAAGCCUGAAAAAGCAGCCCGAAGGAACGACUGUGUUGUACUGUGUGCAAAUAGACUGGGCACCCUGGUCUGUUAAGGAGUGGUGAUAGCUCUUCGAGGUGAUGGCUGCUAUCCUCGUUCAAUGUCAAGUUGUCAGUUCCACUAAUAAGUGUGACAGGAUUCUGCAAAGACAUCUCAAAGUUAAAUGAGUAUAUAUUGCAUACGUAAGGAUUUCUGCACUGUACUGCAUAGGAAUUUUUGCUCAGCAAAGUCCUUUGAACAGGGGAAGCAUGUUGUUUAGAACUCUGCUGAAGCAGGAACAGUGUCAAUGAUAGGCAUUGUGGUGAUCAUUUUGGUACCAAUUCCAUUCGUUGUCAUUUCCAGACCUUUCAUUUGGAUUCCCAAGGAUCAUGCAUAAAUGGGUAUAUUUGUAAUGACUUUCAGAAUGGGAAGUGUUGACUGUCCGAUUAGCAUGUCAUUAUUCCUGUAAGAUGUGUUGGCUUUGCUGCUGUGUGCAUGUUUCGGUACCAGUUUCCAUGUUUCCUGUAGAGAUGGUGUUCUCUAGCACAGAAACUGUUUUUUGAUAUCCAUUAGGAAAUUAAGGUAACGAUAGGUAGCUACAGUCUGGUGACAAGUGUAAACUGUGCUUGAAAAUGUCUGUGUACUAUUAUUUCCAAGGAGACCACUAUCUUAUUUUCAGCAAUUGUUUUUUAAAAAUCCUGUUUGUUGGAAAGACAAAAAAGUUUACAUUUCAUACUUUUAAGAAUUGCUUUAUUAUUUAUUUAUUGAAGAUAGUGUAGAAUUUUGUAUCAAAUGACAUACAUGUAUUUUUUUGAACAAAGACAAACUUCAGUUAGAAACUUUUGACUGACCAAGUUUUAGAGGAAGUUUAACUUACAGGUAUGCAGUUGUUUACCACUGACUGGCUGAAAAACAAUUUAAAAAUGAAGUUAAGUUUCUAUUUUUCAAUGUUAUAAAAAUGUUAGAAUUAAAGUAUGUAAAUAGAACAAAACCCACAUUUUCUUUUUUUUCCCAUAUCAGUACAUUUUAUGAAAUAUAAUGUAUAUGAAAAUAACACGUUGUAGAGGAAAAAAGGUACAAAUACUUCUAUUGGUAGGAAAACAAUAUUAAAUGUCAAUGUUCUAACCUUUUUUGGCUGCUGUUCUUUUACUCAAGACUUAUGAGCUGAAUGUAAUUGUGUUUGUUAAAAAAUAGUUAUGAUGGUGAAAUAAAUUGAAUCAAUGUAACAAUAUAA
Messenger RNA from Sphaerodactylus townsendi, 7610 nucleotides. It is a transcript of the gene ITSN1, whose product is annotated as intersectin 1. The coding region runs from base 308 to 5446 and encodes 1712 amino acids. Gene Ontology annotation, molecular function: protein binding; guanyl-nucleotide exchange factor activity; molecular adaptor activity. Gene Ontology annotation, cellular component: presynaptic membrane; cytoplasm; clathrin-coated pit. The transcript has 39 exons. Gene Ontology annotation, biological process: clathrin-dependent synaptic vesicle endocytosis; positive regulation of Rho protein signal transduction; endosomal transport. The record is from RefSeq and is a predicted model, not a curated record. NCBI's taxonomy places the organism in Eukaryota, Metazoa, Chordata, Lepidosauria, Squamata, Sphaerodactylidae.